ACUCUUUCUCUCUCUAUCUCCAUUAAAUCGAAGUGGUGAGCUUCAAUCCCCAAUUUCUGUUUCCCCUUUGUCGUCAGAUUGAAAUUGUGUGAAUACUAGGGUUUCCGUAGAAUUUUGCGUUUUGAUUUUUUGGGAAAUUUUUCAUUUUCUAUGAUGAGCUCGGCUUGUGAGUUCUUCCUCUUGGGUGUUUCUGCGCAUCAAUUUCUUUCUGAUUGAAUUUGAAUUUUUGGGUUUCUGUUGUCAAUUGUCAUCACGGCAUUUUGCGUUCUUUGAUCCGAAUCAAGAUUUUUAAAUUAUUGGAUUGGAUCCGGUUCUAUGUUUAUGGUUAUCUUCUGUAAUAAAUGGCCAUCUAUUGCAGGUGACUGAACAAAAAAAAAAAAUUUGAAGUGAAAGAUUUGGGAUUAGGGAUCGUGUGGAUUUUGGGGAAGAAAAAAAAAAUUAAAUUUUACUCAUUGAGUAGAGUUACACAGAAAUUUAGCGAAGAUGAUGUCGAGAUCGUAUACGAAUCUUUUGGAGUUAGCAUCUGGGAAUUUCCCAGUAAUGGGUAGAGAAAAGGAGCGAAAGCGUUUUCCGAGGGUGAUGACAGUCCCCGGAAAUAUUGUCGAGAUGGACGAUGAACAAGAUAAUAGUGUAACAUCCGAAAACCCGUCUUCAAUAGCCGGUGAUCGAAUGAUAAUUGUUGCAAACCUUCUGCCGUUGAAAGCGAAACGAAGGCCGGACAAUAAGGGUUGGGUUUUCAGUUGGAACGAGGAUUCUUUGCUUUUGUGGGUUAAGGUUGGUUUGCCGGAGGAUAUGGAGGUACUCUACGUCGGGUCAUUACCCGUCGAUGUUGAUCCAAUCGAACAAGAUGAUGUAGCCAAUCAUCUUUUGGAGAAAUUUAAAUGCGUUCCCGCCUUUUUGCCUCCUAAUCUCUUGGCGAAAUAUUACCAUGGCUUUUGCAAGAAACAGUUGUGGCCGCUCUUUCAUUACAUGCUGCCGUUUUCGGCCGACCACGGCGGUAGAUUCGACCGUUCCAUGUGGGAAGCGUACGUGUCUGCAAAUAAAAUGUUCUCGCAGAAAGUUAUCGAGGUGCUUAACCCCGAGGACGAUUUCGUCUGGAUUCAUGAUUAUCAUCUGAUGGUUCUGCCCACAUUCUUGAGGAGGCGUUUCGUACGUCUGAGGAUGGGGUUUUUUCUUCACAGUCCGUUUCCUUCGUCCGAGAUAUACCGAUCGCUCCCUGUCAGAGAAGAAAUCCUCAAAGCCCUACUCAACUCCGACCUCAUUGGUUUCCACACGUUCGAUUACGCUCGCCAUUUCCUCUCGUGUUGCAGUCGAAUGUUGGGCUUAGAGUAUCAGUCAAAAAGGGGAUACAUAGGGCUGGAGUAUUAUGGAAGAACAGUCGGGAUAAAGAUUAUGCCGGUUGGAAUACAUAUGGGCCAUAUCGAGUCGGUGAUUCGACAAACCGAUAAGGAGCUGAAAGUUGAGGAGCUAAAGCGACAGUUUGAAGGCAAGACAGUCUUGCUUGGGGUCGAUGACAUGGACGUAUUCAAAGGUAUAAACCUGAAGCUUUUAGCUAUGGAGCACAUGCUGAAACAGCACCGAAAUUGGCAAGGAAAGGCCGUGCUUGUGCAGAUUGCGAAUCCUGCAAGAGGGAAAGGAAUCGAUUUGGAGGAAAUACAGUCCGAAAUCGAAGAGAGCUGCAAGAGAAUUAAUAAAGAACUCGGCAAACCUGGAUACGAGCCUAUAGUCUAUAUCCACCGUCCGAUAUCAAUCAGCGAGAGAAUGGCGUACUACAGCAUCGCCGAAUGUGUCGUGGUGACAGCUGUCAGGGAUGGGAUGAACUUGACACCUUACGAAUAUAUUAUAUGCAGGCAAGGAGUAUCUGGUGCGGAAAGAGGUUCGGAAUUGUGCGGACCUAAAAAGAGCAUGCUGGUUGUGUCCGAAUUCAUCGGCUGCUCUCCUUCACUGAGUGGGGCCAUUCGAGUCAACCCAUGGAACGUUGAGUCGACUGCCGAGGCGAUGAACGAGUCUAUAUCAAUGGCCGAGUCGGAGAAGGAGCUUCGGCAUGAGAAGCACUACCGUUAUGUCAGCACGCACGAUGUGGCGUUUUGGUCGAGGAGUUUCUUACAGGAUAUGGAGAGGACUUGUGCCGACCAUUUUAGGAAGAGAUGCUGGGGUAUUGGCCUGGGCUUCGGGUUUCGGGUUGUGGCGUUGGAUCCUAAUUUUAGAAAGCUUUCGAUCGACGAAAUCGUGGGUGCUUACUGUAGGUCGAAGAGUAGGGCUAUACUGUUGGAUUAUGACGGCACUUUGAUGCCUCAGAAUUCGAUUAUUAAGACGCCGAGCGCACAGGUUAUGUCUCUGUUGAAUAGUCUGUGCGGGGAUCGGAAAAAUAUGGUUUUUAUGGUGAGUGGGAGAGGGAGGGAAAGCUUGAGCAAGUGGUUUCUUCCUUGCAAGAAGCUUGGCCUUGCUGCCGAACAUGGAUACUUUAUAAGGUCGCCGGGGCAAGACGAAUGGGAAACGUAUGGGCAGAGCUGCGAAUUCGGUUGGAUGCAAAUGGCGGAGCCUGUUAUGAAAUCAUAUACCGAAGCUACAGAUGGUUCUGGAAUCGAACGAAAGGAAAGUGCUUUGGUUUGGCAUUACAAUGAUGCGGACCCUGGUUUCGGUUUUUCUCAGGCUAAGGAAAUGUUGGACCAUUUAGAGAGUGUUUUAGCAAACGAACCCGUCGCUGUCAAGAGCGGCCAGUUCAUCGUAGAAGUCAAGCCUCAGGGCGUUAGCAAAGGUAUUGUAGCGGAGAAGGUUUUCACGUCGAUGACGGAGAGUGGGAAGCAGGCUGAUUUCGUGCUGUGCAUAGGCGAUGACAGAUCGGAUGAGGAUAUGUUUGAACUAAUUGGAACUGCAGUUUCGAGGCAUAUUCUUUCGUACAACACUGAAGUGUUUGGGUGUACCGUUGGCCAAAAACCUAGCAAAGCUAAGUAUUAUUUGGAUGACUCGUCUCAAGUUGUAGCCAUGCUCGAGUCUCUCGCUGAAGUUUCCGAUUCUCCGGUUACGUCCGAUGAGGAAAAUGAUAAUAGCUCGCCCCGAAAAUUCGGAAGUGUUUCUUCUUUCGUUUGAUUUUGAUGUUGUUAGGGUUUUAGGUGCUAGAUUUUAUGGAAAUGAUGUCUUCUUUUUUAUUAAUUUUUUUUUUUUUUCUGAAUUUCGUUAGUUUUUUUUUUAGUCUGUUUCUUCGUGGUUGGAGUUUGCAGAACUUAUUAGUUGAGAUUCUUUGGAGGGGGGGAGUGUGUUCUUUUCUGUAGGAGAAAAUGGAAUUUGGCAUGUUGUGCAGCAAAAACGAAGGGCGCCAUGAUAUACUUUCUGAAUCUGGACAAAGUUUGACGAAGAAUGAGGAGGCUGUAAUUGUUUAAAACGAGGUUUUGAGGUUUGUGGAUGAUGAAUCAGUUGACGAAGCAGAGUUAUUAAAAUGGGGCGAGAGUGAUUUCGUUAAAUCCUCGGUUGUUCUACUACCUGUACAGGUUUGCUUUGGUUCAUUGUUAUUCCGUUGUGGCUGCCCGAAUUGUAUUAAUGUGAAUAUGUGCUGGAUAUUUCAAUAAUUUUCUCGACUGAUGGUUUCGCCCCGUCGAUAGAUUCUUUUUAA
This is a messenger RNA of Erythranthe guttata (spotted monkey flower), 3610 nucleotides long. RefSeq names its product putative alpha,alpha-trehalose-phosphate synthase [UDP-forming] 7. The record is from RefSeq and is a predicted model, not a curated record. Gene Ontology annotation, biological process: trehalose biosynthetic process. Gene Ontology annotation, cellular component: cytosol. Lineage: Eukaryota; Viridiplantae; Streptophyta; Magnoliopsida; Lamiales; Phrymaceae. Gene Ontology annotation, molecular function: trehalose-phosphatase activity.